Messenger RNA from Ostrinia nubilalis (European corn borer), 2975 nucleotides. It is a transcript of the gene Efa6, whose product is annotated as PH and SEC7 domain-containing protein. The transcript has 20 exons. The coding region runs from base 159 to 2975 and encodes 938 amino acids. Gene Ontology annotation, biological process: regulation of ARF protein signal transduction. Gene Ontology annotation, molecular function: phospholipid binding; guanyl-nucleotide exchange factor activity; protein binding. Lineage: Eukaryota; Metazoa; Arthropoda; Insecta; Lepidoptera; Crambidae. The record is from RefSeq and is a predicted model, not a curated record.
GGUUGGGUGCGUUUGUUCUUCGUGCGUUGUAAUUAUGAUUAUUCUUUUUAUUUAAUAAUUUAUCGAAAUUCUGCACCAAUUCAUCCCACAUGGUUUAAUAAAAGUGUGCCUAGUGAAAUCCUUCGGAGGAUGGUGAUCAAAACUGUCGUGUUCUGAAUAUGGCUGACGAAAGACUAGUGGUCCUGAAUCGUAGUGACAAUUUGGGAUUUGGAUUCUCUCUGCUGGGCGAAGCCGGUUUGCCACACAUAAUUUACGAAAUUGAAGAGAACUCUCCAGCAGCACGAAGUGGCGAGGUCGAGGCGGGAGACGUAUUGCUCAAGGUCAAUGGGACUGAUGUAAACCGGUUCACUACCCGUGAAGUUUUAAAAUGCUUACGACUCUCAUCGGAUCCCGUCACUCUAAGACUGAAAAAGGACCCUCAGAUCAAGGCGAGCGUGCGCCGGUACCUGGCGGCGGCGACGGAGCGCCGCUCUAGCGGCCCUCGCACCAACCACGAGAAGCCCGACUCACCUCCUUCAAGCAACUCCAACAGUAACUCGUCCAGCCACUCGUCGAGCAACGGCUCGGGCCCGCAGUCGGGCGACAGCUGCGAGGCGCUGAUCGCCGACGAGCGGCCGGGGCGGAGGCCCAGGGCUUCGCAGCCCAAGUUCGAGGCCUACAUGAUGACCGGCGAUCUAAUACUCAACCUGUCGCGGGUGGAGCACCCGCAUCACAAUCACCACGCGCCUACGCAUCGCACACACUAUCACAGAUACAACUCGACGCCCGCGUCGCCAAGCGAGUCGCGGCUGUGCGGGCGCGCCGACCUCACGCAGCGACACAACUCCUCGCCCGACACGGGGCUCGUGGGCGACCAUGCCACCAAAAUGUUCAUAUCUCAACCGGCGUCGCCGGCGGGCGGCGGCGCGACCACCGCGGCGGGCGAGCUGUCGUCGCGGCCGCCGCACACGGUGCGAACCUCGAGGUCCGAGGACCAUCUACAAUUCCAGAAGGAGUCGUCUUUGAGCGCGGUGGGAGUGGAGUUAGAGGAGGACGUGACGUCAUCGCUCAACACGCUGCUCGACGCGCGGCCCGACUCUGCCACCCCUGCGCCUCGGGCUGAGACCGAUUCAGAGAGAGAUAGAAUUGUAUGGACGUACAACGCGCCCGUAUCGUGUGCGUCCGAAAGAACGCACUGUAACGGUUCGGGGGCCACUUCCAACUCCACUUCUAUUUCUGACGGCAUGUCGCAAAGGUCGUCGUCCCCCGCGUCGCCGACGUCGGUGUCGUCGUCGGUGAUGUCGUCGCGCGCCACGCCGCCGCACCGCGCGCCGCACCCACACCACCAGCACCACCGCCCGCUCAAUGGAGACAUGAGCUUAUCAGAGGCGGUGUCCAACAUAUCCAGUCCCGACUACCAGGACCAGGACGACAUGUUCGAGGCCGGACGCGAGUGUCCGCGCAUGGAGCUGUCGGACGCGUCCGACUCGGACUCCACCAUCCUGGUGUCCGAGCCCUGCCACAAGCGCGCCAAGCCCGCGCGUACUGACCGAAGCGGCAGCGACCUCACGCUCAACGGAGACCACAACGACUACAGGAUAGUCAUACAGGUUGUAAAGGGACCGGACAAACAAAACGCGAACAUAAACGAGAAUGUAAAUAAUAAUAACAAUAAUACGAACUACGCGCAAAAUGGAAAAGAAAAUGGGCAUAAUUCGCCUGAAAAUCAAGGCUACCAGGAGCUAGGCAGCGGCUCGGACGGCGGCUCGGACGAAGGCUCGGACGGCGACUCGCUGCACUCGUUCCACUACAGCCCCAAGGCGGUGGACAUCCCUUCGGCCGAGCGCCUCGCCAAGCGGCUCUACCACCUCGACGGGUUCAAGAAGUCCGACGUGUCGAGGCAUUUGAGUAAAAACAACGAGUUCAGCCGAGCAGUAGCCGAGGAAUACGUGAAACACUUCGAGUUCAGCGGCGCGACCUUAGACGCGGCUCUGCGGGCCUUCCUCGCUCGCUUCGCGCUCAGCGGCGAGACGCAGGAGCGCGAACGAGUGCUCGUCCACUUCUCGCGGAGAUACCUCGAGUGCAACCCCGGCUCCUUCAACUCGCAAGACGCAGUCCACACGUUAACGUGCGCCAUAAUGCUCCUCAACACGGACCUGCACGGCGGCGGCGCGGGCGCCUUCCGCCGCAUGUCGUGCGCCGAGUUCGUGGACAACCUGGCCGAGCUCAACGACGGCGAGAACUUCCCGCGAGACACGCUCAAGCAGCUCUACCACGCCAUACGCGCGCAGCCGCUGCAGUGGGCGCUCGACACGGACACAGCAACGGCAGCCGGCGGCGAGAGCCGCAGCGCUCCCGUGGGCAGCAACCCGUUCCUGGACGUGCCCGACCAGUCGCGCGCCGUCGAGUACAAGAAGGGAUACGUCAUGCGCAAGUGCUGUGUCGACGCCAACGGGAAGAAGACGCCUUUCGGGCGGCGUGGUUGGAAGAUGUUCUACUGUACACUCCGGGACCUCGUGUUGUACUUGCACAAAGACGAGCACGGCUUCCGGCGCAGCCAGAUGUCCGACAACCUACACAACGCCAUUAGGAUACAUCACGCGCUAGCAACGAAAGCGACAGACUACACAAAAAAGCAACACGUCUUCAGAUUGCAAACUGCGGACCAGGCGGAAUACUUGUUUCAAACGAGCGAUUCGAAAGAGCUGUGUUCGUGGGUGGAGACGAUAAACUUCGUGUGCGCGGCCUACUCCGCGCCGCCGCUGGCCGGCGCCGUCGGCUCCCAGCGCAAGUUCCAGCGACCACUGCUGCCCUGCACGCACACCAAGCUCACUAUGCGGGAGCAAGUGGCGUCGCACGAAGAACGCGCGGCUCGACUGGAGGAGGAGCUGGCGGCGUUGCGGCACGCGCGAGACAACGCGCCGCACGCGCGAGACAAGGACCACUAUCUAGUUUACGAGGUCAGUUAUUACACAACAUUUCUCAAUAAGUGCUAG